This is a messenger RNA of Drosophila innubila, 1802 nucleotides long. RefSeq lists its product as uncharacterized. The transcript has 4 exons. Gene Ontology annotation, cellular component: plasma membrane. Bases 779 to 1261 code for a protein of 160 amino acids. NCBI's taxonomy places the organism in Eukaryota, Metazoa, Arthropoda, Insecta, Diptera, Drosophilidae. The record is from RefSeq and is a predicted model, not a curated record. Gene Ontology annotation, biological process: angiotensin-activated signaling pathway.
UCGCAGUUUUUUUGGUCGAUUGGCGCUGCCCCAUGCACAGUUUACAGUCAGCUUCAGAUUCAAAUUGAAAUUGAAAUCGUUCGUGCGCUGUUCGCGUAGCUCCGUCAAUCACUUUUUUUUAUAUACAUAAAUUUAAAAAUUUGUUUUUGCACUUGCUAGUGUUGUCUUUUUUUUUAUUGUUGUUGUUGUUUACGCCCCAGAAAACUGCUGGUGUGAUUUUUACUGCACUGUCGCUAACUAAUUGUAAUUGUUAUUAAAAAAUAUAUAGAAGUAAAAAGAGAGACAUCAGUAUCAUCGCUAUCUCGCUUGCCCAUCGAAGACCAACAAGUGCGCGUUGCCAAUUGCAUUGCGGAUUCUGUGUGCGUCUGUGCCAAUCUCUCUGUGUGAAAGUGUGCGUGUUUUGUUGUUGUUUUGCCUGUGACAAAGUGCGUUCAACCAAUUGAAAGUGAAUUACAAGUCAAAAUAGAUUUUAAAAACAACAAAAUCUACAGUGAAAAAACAAACAGACAGCAAAGUUUUAAAGUAGAACAAUUCAAAAUAUUUGCACUAAAAUAACGAAACAGCUGUCGAAAACCAAAACAGGCAGCGAGCGGGCAGCGAAGUCAACGGUGACAGAGCGGCAGUGUUAUUGUUGCUCUCUUUAAGCGCUCUCUCCCACUCUCUCUAUCUCUCUUUUAUUUUGGACUGCGUGUAGGCGGCGCAACUGCAACUGCAUUUGAAUUUGCAUUUUAUUUUGUAUAAAUUUGGGUUAAAUUCAACAGCAACAACAACAAGCAAAAUGACCGAUUUAAAUGAACUGAUGGGUUCGCCAUUUGUGCGCGUUAAGGUCGUUGCCUUUGUGCAUUUCAUAUUCAUAUCGAAUGCUAUGCUAGGCAGCUGGGGACAUGGAGCCUACGAGUUCUACAACUUCCUCUUUAUCAUAGCCAUGUUCUGGACCAUACACGCCAAGGAAUCCAUUGAGGCGGUUCAAACGGCGCUUGUGAUCAAUGGUUGUAGCAUAUUCUUUGAUAUAGUCUGCAUAGUUAAUGGUUGGCAUGGCAUGAAUGGCUGGGCGGUGGCAUUUAGCAUUAUCAAUCUGAUAUUACGUCCGGUGAGCGUGGCAUUGCUCUACCGUGAAUUCAAUGCCCGUGGUGGGAGUUUGCAGGGUGGUUCCGUAUUCCCCAGCACACAGCAACAGCGCAGUUAUCAGGACAUUGAUCGUCCCACACAACCGACACCGACAAAUUCGCAGCCAGGACCAAAUGUGGCCAGCAUUUUCUAGGGAAACUCACAGCAUGGCAAAACGGCGACUUGUAAUACCCUUCCAAGUACCUAAAACACACACAAAAAACUAACUAAAAAUAACAAACCCAAAAAAAGAACACGUUAGAAAGACCCUAAAAUUAAUAGUUAACAAACUGAAAACAAAGAAAAAUCUAUAUAUUUUUUUUUGUGUCGUUUUUUUUUUUUUUGUUUGUUAUAAAAUAAUAGUAUAAACUAAGCGUAACGAAAAAUUGUAGUUAUUGUUUUGAGCUAUAAAUAAAUAAAGACAACCAAGAACGUUGACAAUUUAUAUUAUUAUAUAUAUAUAUAUAUAUAUUUAUAUGUAUUUAUAACAAAAUAUAUAAGAACAUAACGCCUACUACUAAAUAUCUAUGUAAACCUAACAUCAUGCAAGCAUAUUUUAUAAUAAUAAUAAUAAUAAAAAAAAGGGCGUUCCAUUUAUAUGUGCUCUGUCUUGUCAGUGUAUCUGUGUAUCUUGUAUCUUUUAUCUGUAUAUCCGUUGUGUCGCAUUUCUAAGUAGUUCAAAUAAAUAAUUGAAA